Molecule: messenger RNA, 1324 nt
Organism: Lindgomyces ingoldianus
Lineage: Eukaryota; Fungi; Ascomycota; Dothideomycetes; Pleosporales; Lindgomycetaceae
Product: alpha/beta-hydrolase
Exons: 3
Coding region: 76-1290 (404 amino acids)
Source: RefSeq, a predicted model, not a curated record
UUGCAUUAAAACUGCUAAGCGAUUAUUCAUUCCGGUCUCUAAUCCCAGGCCCAGCGGUUCUGUAAUUUUGCGAAAAUGCCGAACGGUCAAUGGGUCAUAGGAGAUUUAUUCAAGAAGGAUUACGGCCACGCAGGAAGCAUCAAGAAUCUGUGGGAAUUGAGAUGGAUGUUUCCAUGUCGAAGGGGUGUGUAUCCAUUUCAUGACGGGAAGUUUGAGGAUUUUGAGCCAAUAUUCGACCACCUGAUCGUAAAGAACAUCAACGACCCCUUCUCCGACAACUAUACCAACGCAUUCUUCCCAACGGGUGAAAGGCUAGCGAAAGAAGCGGAAGCAAUGGAAGCAAAGGAUCAAGAGGCUGCGAGGAAAUUGUACCUGCGUGCGAAUGCUGUGUUUCGGCUUGCCCGGUUUCCGUAUAUUGGGACGGAUUUGAAGAGGCAGGUUUUUGAGGCGCAGAAGGGGGUGUACUUGAAGGGAAGUAAGCUUUGGGAGGUUCCGAUCACAGAGACGGUGAUACCACACAAGUAUGCGAGUAAUGGGGAUGGUAACGAAAUUCCACUCUAUAUUAGACAGCCGAAGAGUGCGAGUGAGGGGAACAAAUGUCCGGUUGUGCUUCUCGUAACGGGUUUGGAUGGCCAUAGACCCGAUAAUACAGAGCGGACAGAUGAACAUCUUAAGCGCGGAUGGGCGACAGUCAUCUGCGACAUCCCUGGCACCACCGUCGACUGCCCUGCCAAUAAAACUGACCCUCUGUCCCCAGAUCGUCUCUUCUCGUCGAUUCUUGAAUGGGUCCAUGCACAGCCACAAUUCAACUCCAAAAAGAUUAUCGCCUGGGGUCUGUCGGCUGGUGGUUACUACGCCAUUCGUCUAGCGCAUACCCACAAAGAUAUGCUUACAGGAUCGGUAGGCCAUGGCGCCGGGACCCAUCAUUACAUUGGGCGCGAGUGGUUGGAUCAGAUUGCGAAACAUGAGUAUCCAUUCGGGCUUGAGAGAGCGUAUUGCGAAAAGUAUGGGUACAAGGAUUUCGAAGAGAUGAAAGAGAAGUGUCAGAAGACAUUCUCGCUGGUCAGUGGCGAAGGCGAAGGAGUGCCAGUGGUCGCGAUGGGAAUGAAGAGUUGCCGAAUGUUGUUGAUUAACGGAGUUUUGGAUGGGUGCAUGCCAGUGGAGGACAGUAUGUUGUUGGCAGAGUACGGAAGCCCGAAAGAGAUGCGAUUUAUUCAAGAAAGAUUCCAUAUGGGGUAUCCGGAGGCGAACUCAGUAGUCUACCCAUGGAUGGAAGAGGUCAUGUCGUAAGGCGGAUUGAGGCCAGCCAAGAAUCCCCAAUGAU